Messenger RNA from Arabidopsis arenosa, 1704 nucleotides. NCBI's taxonomy places the organism in Eukaryota, Viridiplantae, Streptophyta, Magnoliopsida, Brassicales, Brassicaceae. The record is from the annotation of a GenBank genome assembly.
ACACUAAUCAUAAAAAGUCACUAUUUGAUUUUGAAUUCGGGAAAAUCAAAAUGGGUAACAAAUCCUCUGCUCAAAGUUCAACACCUUCUUUGCCGAUUGAUUCUACCUUCAAUCUUCCUUCUCCAUUACCAUCUUGGCCUUCAGGAGAAGGAUUUGCGAAAGGGAGAAUCGAUUUGGGAGGUCUUGAAGUUUUCCAAGUAGAAACAUUUAACAAAGUAUGGACUGUAUACGAAGGAGGACAAGAUAAUCUCGGAGCCACUUUCUUUGAGCCGUCUUCAGUACCUGAAGGCUUUACGAUUCUCGGGUUCUACGCUCAACCUAAUAACCGCAAGCUUUUCGGAUGGACACUUGUCGGAAAAGACCUCUCCGGCGACUCUUUGAGACCGCCGGUGGAUUAUCUUCUUCUUUGGAGCGGCAAAUCUACAAAGAUAGAAAACAACGGGGUUGAAACUGGAUACUUUUGGCAGCCUGUACCUCCUGAUGGUUAUAGUGCAGUGGGUCUAAUCGUGACAACCUCCGAUGAGAAACCUCCUCUAGACAAGAUCCGUUGUGUCCGUUCCGAUUUGACCGAUCAAUCCGAGUCUGACGCUCAGAUAUGGGAAUCUAAUGGGUUUAGCGUUUCCAGUUCUAAACCUAUUAACAGAGGAACACAAGCCUCUGGAGUCUGCGUUGGCACGUUCUUCUCAAACUCUACAAGUCCGACCUUACCUUGUCUGAAAAACAACAAAUUCGAUUUUUCUUGUAUGCCAAGCAAGCUCCAGAUCGAUGCUCUGUUUCAAGCUUACGCCCCUUGGAUCUAUUUCCACAAGGAUGAGAAGUAUCUCCCAUCAUCUGUCAACUGGUUCUUCAGCAACGGCGCCUUGCUUUACAAGAAAGGCGAGGAAUCAAACCCAGUUCCAGUCGAACCAAACGGUUUAAACCUUCCCCAAGGUGAAUCCAACGACGGUCUCUACUGGUUAGACCUACCUGUCGCUUCUGACGCAAGGAAACGAGUUCAAGGUGGUGAUUUGCAGAGCAUGGAAGUGUAUCUACACAUAAAACCUGUUUUCGGUGGAACAUUCACAGACAUAGCCGUGUGGAUGUUUUAUCCGUUCAACGGCCCGUCACGAGCCAAGCUCAAGGCCGCUACAAUCCCGUUGGGGAGAAUCGGCGAACACAUUGGAGACUGGGAACAUUUCACUCUCCGAAUAAGUAACUUCAGCGGCAAGUUACAUCGGAUGUAUCUGUCGCAACACAGCGGAGGAAGCUGGACAGAUGCUUCGGAGAUCGAGUUUCAAGGCGGAGGAAACAAACCGGUGGCUUAUGCUUCUUUGAAUGGACAUGCAAUGUACUCAAAACCGGGACUUGUGUUACAAGGCAAAGACAAUGUGGGGAUCAGGAACGAUACCGGAAAGAGUGAAAAAGUAAUUGAUACGGCGGUUAGGUUCAGGGUUGUUGCAGCAGAGUAUAUGAGAGGAGAAGUGGAGGAGCCGGCUUGGUUGAAUUAUAUGAGACAUUGGGGACCAAAGAUUGAUUAUGGUCAUGAAAAUGAGAUUAGAGGUGUGGAGAAGAUUAUGGUUGGGGAGAGUCUUAAGAAUACGUUUAGGAGUGCGGUUAAAGGAUUGCCUAACGAAGUUUUUGGAGAGGAAGGACCUACUGGUCCGAAGUUGAAGCGGAAUUGGUUAGGUGAUGAGGAUUGAAUCUUUCUGUUAUUUUUUUUUUCGG